UCUGAAAUGUGUCUGCGGCGUCAAGCUGUCAUUGGAGCGGCGUGUUGUCCAUCAUUCCCCGCCUGCAAAUGAGCACAACGCCACCGUCAAUUCUUUCUCGGCUUGGCUUGGCGACCAUAACUGCGAGGAAGAGGAAAAGCCUCGGAAACAGAGUAUCCGCGGCUGGAAGGGGGAAACGGACAGUUUGACUUUUUCUUAACUUAUUUUUUUUUUAUUUGGAAAAAAAAAAAUACUUCUCGAAAAACGGCAUUGCAAAAUGCUAUUUCAUUAUUAACACGUCUGAUUUUUUAAAACCCUACUAGUCGGCUGGAGAGGAUAUGCGCCCAGUUUGCGUGUUACUUAUUCCAGACAAAAGAUAAUAAAAAAAAAAGAAAGGUUUCGGUGUCUCAGUAAAUGGAUAAAGUGGGAAAGAUGUGGAACAACCUGAAGAACAGAUGCCAAAACCUGUUCCAUCUCGAAGGUGGGAGCAGAAGCGAGAACAUGGACGUGAACGUCAACCGGUGCUCUUUGGAGGAAGAUGGAGGCACCUGUCUUUCUGAUACCCCUUCCCAAAGACUUGGAAUCUGCCCUAUGCCCCUGCAUAACUCCGCCUGGAGGAACCCAAACUGCGUCUCAGAGAUCUCUGAGAUUGUGGAGAUCACGAUAGACCAGGACAGCGAGGACCUGCGCACCCGUACAGGCAUGCGUCUGGCCCGCAGGGACUCGUACACGCGACACGCCCCUUGGGGGAGCAAGAAAAAACACUCCGCAAAGACCCAGAGCUCUCUGGAGACAGACAAGCGCUUUAGCAGGACCUGCGGCGGGCUGCAGCGACGGGAGCGGAGGUACGGGGUCAGCUCCAUGCAUGAUAUGGACGCUGCCUCCAGUAGGUCUCUGAGCAGCCUCACCCUCCGGCAGAGGUUACAGGACACGGUGGGACUCUGCUUCCCCAUUCGAUCUCACUCUCGCUCCACCAAGGCUCUGUUUUCAACUAAACGGAAGAUCCACCUGUCGGAGCUCAUGCUCGAGAAAUGCCCCUUCCCCUCUGGCUCGGACCUGGCCCAGAAGUGGCACCUCAUCAAGCAGCACACGGCUCCCGCCAGCCCCCAGGCGACCACCCUGCUGGACACUUUCGACCCCGCUGUCACCUCCACCGAGGACGAGGAGGACCGGCUGCGGGAGAGGAGGAGGCUCAGCAUCGAGGAAGGAGUUGACCCGCCUCCCAACGCUCAGAUCCACUCCUUUGAGGCCAUGCCGCAGGUGAACUCGUUGUACAAGCUGGGACCAAAGCUAGCUCCGGGGGCGAGCGACCUGACCGGGGACAAUAGAGGAGCCGCGGCAGCAGCCGUAGGGGGAGUGCCGACGACGGUGGUUGUAGCUGCAGCUCCGCUACAAAUAGACUGCGACUCAGAGGAGGACACCACGACUCUCUGCCUGCAGUCACGCAGGCCGAAGCAGCGUCACAUGUCCGGGGACAGCCAUUUCAGCCGCCAGGGCCCGUGGAAAGUCCACACACAGAUCGACUACAUUCACUGCCUUGUGCCAGACCUCCUGCGGAUCACCAGCAACCCCUGCUACUGGGGUGUGAUGGACCGCUACGAGGCCGAGGCGUUGCUCGAAGGCAAACCUGAAGGCACGUUCCUGCUCAGGGACUCUGCGCAGGAGGACUACCUCUUCUCUGUCAGCUUCCGCCGCUACAACCGCUCCCUGCACGCCCGCAUUGAGCAGUGGAACCACAACUUCAGCUUCGACGCGCACGACCCCUGCGUGUUCCACUCCUCCACAGUGAGCGGGCUGCUCGAGCACUACAAGGACCCCAGCUCCUGCAUGUUUUUCGAACCUCUGCUCACUGUGCCUCUCAACAGAAAUUUCCCCUUCAGUCUGCAGUACAUCUGCCGGGCGGCCAUCUCUAGGUGCACCUCCUACGAUGGCAUAGGUGCGCUCCCUUUGCCCUCUGUUCUCCAAGACUUCCUGAAGGAAUAUCACUACAAACAGAAAGUCAGGGUGCGGUGGCUGGAGCGAGAACCGGUCAAGGUUAAAUAAAAAAAAUAUAUAAUAUCAGUAACCGUGUCCAAAACCCUCAUGCAUACUCGGUAAAAGACAUCACAAAGAGUAUGACAAGCACAUGUUCUAGUGUCAUGCUUUAUUGUAAAAACAGCAAUCAUGUUGUUUGUUAAAUGUAGCUGAUAAGUAGUUCUCACCUGCAUCUCUGCUGCUGCCUGCUAGAUAUCCGAAGUAUAUUGCAAAGCCUGUUUCAAGCUACAAGCAGUAAACUAACUUUGCAAGCACCUUUUGAAAAGCUUGAACUCAAUAUGUUUGUUUGUAUUUUGAACUCUGUUGUACAGUUUUAGUUUUUCUGCUCUUUUAUGUUUAUCAGUGAGUUUUAAAGCAACUACGGUCCUCUUGUUUAAAACAUAAGUUUUAUAUUGGAAGCAUGAUACCUGUCCUAAAAAAGGAUAACCAAGAAUUGUCCAGUCAACCCUUAAGAAGAACAUGCACACUUACAAUAGACAGGAUAGUGUCAAGUACACAGGUUCAUAAUCUUAAGGCUUUAAAACAGUCUUACAGCAUUCCCCCAUCUUGCUUAUGUUGCCUCCAGUGUAUUGCUUUGUUACUGUAGAUUUAUUUUAACUCCACAGCUCCUACUUCAUUUUGCCUUCUGAGUUACAUCAUGCUUCUGAGUAAAAACGAAAAAAAAAAAAAAAA
Molecule: messenger RNA, 2685 nt
Organism: Acipenser ruthenus (sterlet)
Lineage: Eukaryota; Metazoa; Chordata; Actinopteri; Acipenseriformes; Acipenseridae
Product: suppressor of cytokine signaling 5-like
Exons: 2
Coding region: 394-2022 (542 amino acids)
Biological process (GO): phosphatidylinositol phosphate biosynthetic process; intracellular signal transduction
Cellular component (GO): phosphatidylinositol 3-kinase complex
Molecular function (GO): 1-phosphatidylinositol-3-kinase regulator activity
Source: RefSeq, a predicted model, not a curated record